GUUGUUGAAAAGUAAAAAUCAUUUGAAUUUUUAUUCAAUUAUAGUAUUGAUAAUUGAAUUAAGUUAUGAUUAAGUCAUGUAUCCAUAGAUUGAGACCAAAUGCCAAACAUUUGUGUUCAAGAAAUUUGUCAAACAGUCCUUCAAUUACCAUAUUUGACACAAACACUAAACGCUUACAAAAAGAUAAAUCAAUUGAUAUGAAAGACAACCAAAAGUAUGACUAUUUAAAAGAUGAAAUCGCUUACCGACUGGUGGACAGAGUUUACGAUAUUAAGAGACACUUUCCAGUAGUUGUCGACUUUGGCUGUUAUAAAGGAUUGAUAUCUAAUCACUUAACUAAUGAAGUGAUUGAUUGUCUUAUAUGCUGUGAUACAUCUUAUAAAUGUUUACAACACAUCCCGUCUAUUGAUGGCAUUGAAACUAUUAAAUUAGUUAUCGAUGGCGAGACACUACCACUUAAAGAAAAUAGUAUUGAUUUAGUGAUCAGUAAUUUAAGUAUACAUUGGGUUAAUGGUUUGCCCAACGCUUUUGAUAAUAUAAUGAAAUGUCUUAAAGAAGACGGCGUUUUCAUGGGUGCUAUGUUUGGUGGACAGACAUUGUUUGAGUUACGGUCGUCGUUACAAAUGGCAGAACUUGAACGCGAAGGCGGCUUUGGUCCGCAUAUAUCGCCAUUUAUUUCGGCUCAAGACAUGGGUGCGCUGUUAACUCGAGCCGGUUAUUCAAUGAUUACAAUAGACACGGAUGAGAUUAAAGUGAAUUAUCCGACGAUUUUUGAAUUACUAGAAGAUUUAAAAGGAAUGGCAGAAAAUAAUGCUUUAAUUAAGAGGAAAAGUCAUUUGCAUAGAGAUUCGCUGUUAUCGGCGGCCGCUAUAUAUCAGUCAUUAUAUGAUCAACUAAAGGAGAAUAUCAUACCAGAAGACCAAAUCAUUAAAACCAAAGAUAAAGAUAUGAAGACUCGAUCGAAAGGCAAGACUGUCRUCAAAACAAUAGCAUCUCAUCAGAAAAAGACGGACACGAAGACUAAUAAUGAUGGAAGUGGUGKUCAGUCGAAGAAAAUUAAAACCACAGUCGCGACAAAAGGAGAUGAAGCGACCAAUGAAGGUCAAGGAAAGAAAUUUUAUUUUAGUGUCCAUAAGAUAUAUUCGGGUGGAGACGAGUUCUCAUUUGAAGAACUUAUGGGUCAGAGAUGGAUGAAAAAGAAGAAAAAGAUUGACGAAGAGUUUAAGUGUCAACAAUUGGAACAAGAGGUGGCUUUUCUAAGACAACAGAUCGAGCGCUUAAUUCAGCAGAAGACCAACGAAACGGCGGCCAAAAGCGAGGAGAAGCCAUCUCACGACUUAAUGCCUCCGCCACCGACCAGUGCCGACUCAAGCGGCAAAUCAUUUCAUAACUCGACAGAAAAUCCAGGAAACGCCACUUCAUUUAUGGUCCGCGAGUUAUGGAACGGCACUCUUAUGACCACUCAAUGCGAUAAUAAUUCAAAACCUGUAACAAUGAAGGCUCCUGAAGAAAAUAAAGAAAAGUUUACCAUUUUUGCCGAUACAACUAUUGUUCCACAAAAAGAGGACAAACGAAACAAACCUCGAGAUUCAAUAGCAUUUGAUUAUACGAUAGCGUUGCCUAAGAAUGAAGAGUCGUUCAUCGCUAAGACCUCAUGUUUUUCGACUCCAAUGGCCGACAAAAGUAGACGAAUUAACUUUGACUUCAAUGAAAUGCCCACUAAUGCCAAUUUUGUCGGCGGAAUGACCGCCAAAUUGAGUCCAAUCAUUGAAACGAGCCGUGAAUAUAAUAGUAAAUCGUCGUCGUCGGCCUCAUCGGGAACAUUGAGUGCCCGAAGUGGUCCACUGAGACAAAAGAUGUCUGCUUACGGGGGGUCGCGGCGAGUGUUUGCCACAAAAACAACGGAUACAAUAAAUAAUUAGCAUUUUAUUAGAAUAUAUAUAUAAUUUUUUUUAGCAUUUUA
Messenger RNA from Oppia nitens, 1963 nucleotides. RefSeq lists its product as uncharacterized. Bases 66 to 1922 code for a protein of 618 amino acids. Gene Ontology annotation, cellular component: mitochondrion. The record is from RefSeq and is a predicted model, not a curated record. Gene Ontology annotation, biological process: mitochondrial respiratory chain complex I assembly. Lineage: Eukaryota; Metazoa; Arthropoda; Arachnida; Sarcoptiformes; Oppiidae. The transcript has 4 exons.